Wyeomyia smithii (pitcher-plant mosquito) is the source of this 1711-nucleotide messenger RNA. RefSeq names its product protein Aatf-like. The transcript is spliced from 2 exons. The coding region runs from base 168 to 1604 and encodes 478 amino acids. NCBI's taxonomy places the organism in Eukaryota, Metazoa, Arthropoda, Insecta, Diptera, Culicidae. Gene Ontology annotation, cellular component: nucleolus; nucleus. The record is from RefSeq and is a predicted model, not a curated record. Gene Ontology annotation, biological process: regulation of transcription by RNA polymerase II.
CGGAAGGAUAAAGAAAAAUAAAACAUGUGGUAAACAAGAAUCCAGUGUGUUUAUCGGCAUAAUCGAAUACAAAAACACGUUGUGUGUUUAAAAAUACUUGUAAAUCAAAUUAAAUUCAGACGCAAUCUUUCGGGCCAUACGUUACCAACAGUUCAUAUAGUUUUAGAAUGCAGCAACUCAAGGUAAAAAAGCGCACCGCACCAAAAACCUUAUCGGAGAAAAUUCACGAACAGUUAGCACCACGAGCGGUCAAAGACGCCGACGAUUCCGGAGAUGAAGAUACUCGACCGCGCUUCAGCGAGUUUGAUGAGAAUGAUGUCGAGCUGGAGCGGGUAGCCACCGGCGAGUUAAGCGAUUUCCGAAAGCGCAAUGUUGCCCAAUUAGAUUCCGUCAAUAGCAAAUACCAAGGGCUGAUUUCGUCACGUAAAGAAGUAUUCGGUGACUCGGAGGAUACAGAUGAUUCGGACGACGACGAUUCGGAGCAGAACAGUCAUCAGCAACCGGGUGCAUUUGUACGGUUGAACCCUCACUCAGAAUCGGAUGAGGAAAUGUCCCAGUCAGACGAAGAAGAAGGAUCUUUUAGCGACGAGGAUAAUUUUGAUGACGAAAAUGAUUUUUCACUGAGUGAUCUUGCUGGGAAUAACAACGGUCAUGUUCAACAGUUUUUGAAAAACGAAAACCAACAGGAGUCUGUUCAAAAAGGCGUAUGUGUACAAAAUCAGCUGAAGCUAUGGGAACGCCUGCUGGAGAUACGAAUAAAGUUGCAGCCUAGUCUAAUCACCGCCAAUUCUUUCCCACGGGAAGCAAAAUUUACUCGUCUAUCUGAAGAUGCUAAAUUUAAGGAAACAUCUGAAAAGCUAGUGAAAACUGUCGAGUCUACAUUGCAAAACUUACUUGAGUUACAGGAGGUUUUAUCUCAGCGUUUUCCGGAAUCUAAAAAUAUUCUGAAAAGUGGAGUGAAACGCAAGCUGAAGAGUAGCGCCCCGGGUUUGAAUGAUAGAAAACUUAGGCUUAGUAACUAUGAAUCUGCAAUCAGCGAAAACUUUUCCAAUCAGAAGCAAUACCGGAACGAUGUAAUUCAAAAAUGGCAUGAUCGUACCAAGGCUUCUGGUAACAUCAAGAACGCUCAACAGUCGUUGGACAUUACAAAGAAAAUCGACAACGCUCUGUUAGCCAAAGAUGAACUGAUUCAAAAAACUCAACUUUACCGAGGCGGCUUUGAGUUGUUUGAUAAACCCGCAACUCAGCAGCAGAGUGAAAGCGAUGGACAAGAUGAGCCGGAACCGAUCUACGACGGGGAGAUUUUUGAUGAUUCGGACUUUUAUCAUGCUUUGUUACGGGAGUUGAUCGAGUACAAAUCUAACACGACGGAGAACCCCCAGGAAAUAAGCGCGAAAUUGUCAGAACUGCAAAAGUUGCGAAGCAAAAUGAAGAAACAAGUGGACACGCGGGCUUCCAAGGGACGAAAAAUCAGGUAUGUGGUUCACAAGAAGCUAGUUAACUUCACUGCCCCCGAAGACAAUCACCAGUGGACAGAUGAAGCUAAGGACGAAUUAUUUGCUUCCCUGUUUGGAGGACCAAAUGGUGCUCAACAGGAUGAGUGAAACUGAUCAAUGUAAACUUGUUAAACGGAGCUUUUAUUGCAGUUGUAACCAGAAACAAUAAAAGUACAUUGUUGUAUUUGAAAAAUUUUCUCUUACCAAGUUGUAGU